Molecule: messenger RNA, 1975 nt
Organism: Serpula lacrymans var. lacrymans S7.9
Lineage: Eukaryota; Fungi; Basidiomycota; Agaricomycetes; Boletales; Serpulaceae
Exons: 7
Coding region: 130-1455 (441 amino acids)
Source: RefSeq, a predicted model, not a curated record
GUGUUUCCUUUACAAGCUUUUUGCACACAUACUGUCCUCGAAAUGGACCUCGUCUUAUCGAACCAGCCUGAGUUCUAUAUCGGAAGCUAGGCUAGUGGGAACUUAGAGGAUAGCGACUCAACGUUCUCCAUGGGUGACCAAGAUUCCGAACUUCCUGAGUAUUCUGCUCCGCUCUCUGAGCCUGUCCAAGGGGGUGCACAGGGACCAGUGAACGGACGGUCGGAGCACACUUACUCGUUAGAAAACAGCAAAGGCCAGAAAUGGCUUUUUCUCGUGGUUAAAAGCCGUUCGCGAGAUUCUCUGUCCCUGCCCACCUACUAUGCAGGCGAUGUUAUCUCUGGACGAACAGAGAUCAAUGUUAUAAAGUCUGAGUCAAUCAAGGCGGUGACCAUCUCUGUUACAGCAGGAACUACAUCAGUGGGACAGGAAGAACAACUUUUUCUGAAGAUUGAGAAUGAACUGUGGAAUCCUAAUAUGAUCCUUCCGGAUGGCACGAAAGUGUCAAAGUUCAGCAAAGGGAUUUACUCUUGGCCCUUUGAAGUCACUCUACCUACCGAGACAGAGGUGCAAGAUGGCACAGCCAAGAAGAAGUUCCCACUGCCUCCUACUUUUUCAGAACGAGCUAGCCCUGCCUAUAUAGAUUACAAGCUGUUUGUUACGAUAAAGCGUGGAGCAUUGAGAGUUAACCAGACUCUGUCAACAAGUUUCGGGUAUAACAUUAUCACACGAGCAGACCCUCCUUCGUCUCUCCGACAAUUAGCGUACAGAGAAGGUAGCCCGCUUAUUGGGCCAAAAGGUGAUCCAGAAGGUUGGAAGGUGCUUCCGCCUGUGUCAAUCAAAGGCACAUUCUUUGGUUCCAAGGAUGCAGUGGUUGAUUGCACUCUAGCUAUCGCAACGCCAUUGACAUAUGCUCGAGCGUCGCCGUUGCCCCUUACAAUAACUCUUACCAGUGAAGAUAAUCACGCGCUUGACCUUCUCUCAUCCCCUUCAUCUAUCCAGCUUCUUUUGGUCAGAUCUAUGGCCACAGGUUCAGAUGCGACAAGUGAGGACAUCUCCAGACGGAGUAACAAUUUUUUCCUUGAGAAUGUCGCUCGAGCUGUUUUUUGGCCAUCCAGCGAAGGGAGCAAAGAGGAUGGCAGGAGGGUUCUUAGUGGUGAAGUAGACAUCAAGAAUAUCUUCAAACCAAGCUUUAUGUUUCCUAGGUUUACCGUCAGGUACACGCUGGAUCUACUGCCGUUUAAAGCAACGGGCUUUGUACCUUCAGUCGUCACGACGGAGCCUUUGGUGAGCCAGAAGAUCAUUCUAACAACUCUUCAGGCGCCUGGCGUUGUGAUGCGCUCUCAUGCACCACCGGGAUACGUGCAAGAACAAGGCGGAGACUACAACAAGUCAGUAGGAUUAUUGGAAAAUGGAAAUCAGCGUUUCUAUCAUCAUCAUGGUUCUGCACUUGGUUAAGCCAGUCGCUUUCGUAUCAAUUAAAGGGGACCGAAACUGUAUAGGAGCUGUGAUGACAACUUUCGAUGUAAUUCUAGGAGGUAUAAUGAGUAUAUGAAUUAUCUGCAUUGUCAAGCUUCCUUUAUAUCAGCGUCAGUCUCAUCAUCGAUCAUGCUCAUGAAAAGGAAUGUUUCGAAUGUAUCGUCUCCCUUCCUCGUCAACGUGCCAUUUGCUCCAAUACCACCGAUCAGAUCCUGAUCAUUAUCAGGAACAUCCCAAUUGAAAGAUUCUGGCCUACGAUGUGCCACAAAUACGAACGUCUGUUCCCCUGAUGGACCAAAACGCGUCCAACCGUUGUGGUUCGAUUGUUUCUCCGAUCCUUUUGGUCUGAAACCGACAGGCUCAAAGGAGAACCACAAGCCAAAAGCGGACCAGAAAUCAGCCUCCUUAGACAGACUGCGGAUUUUAUAGGAGAUGACUACUUUAGCAUAGUCCGAAGAGAUGAAUGGUGGUGACGAUAAAUGGAUGAGCGAUCGUAGAA